This is a messenger RNA of Schistocerca nitens (vagrant locust), 3171 nucleotides long. RefSeq names its product serine/arginine repetitive matrix protein 1-like. The record is from RefSeq and is a predicted model, not a curated record. The transcript is spliced from 2 exons. NCBI's taxonomy places the organism in Eukaryota, Metazoa, Arthropoda, Insecta, Orthoptera, Acrididae. The coding region runs from base 1 to 3171 and encodes 1056 amino acids.
AUGGCAGGCGGCGCGUCAUCACACGCUGCCCUCGGCCGCUCAUUAGGGGCCACCACAGGCGCCACGGACCCGCGGCAACAAGGCAGCGGGCGAGCGCAGACGGCCGUGUCCGGGGCUGUGCUGGCAGCACGCAGCAGGUCUCGUCACAGGCGACAGGGAGGGCCCUCCCCCGAGCUGCCCCACACACGUGGUCGCUUCCCGCUCCACCGCAAGCGCACUCCGCAGACGGCCGUGUCCGGGGCUGUGCUGGCAGCACGCAGCAGGUCUCGUCACAGGCGACAGGGAGGGCCCUCCCCCGAGCUGCCCCACACACGUGGUCGCUUCCCGCUCCACCGCAAGCGCACUCCGCAGACGGCCGUGUCCGGGGCUGUGCUGGCAGCACGCAGCAGGUCUCGUCACAGGCGACAGGGAGGGCCCUCCCCCGAGCUGCCCCACACACGUGGUCGCUUCCCGCUCCACCGCAAGCGCACUCCGCAGACGGCCGUGUCCGGGACUGUGCUGGCAGCACGCAGCAGGUCUCGUCACAGGCGACAGGGAGGGCCCUCCCCCGAGCUGCCCCACACACGUGGUCGCUUCCCGCUCCACCGCAAGCGCACUCCGCAGACGGCCGUGUCCGGGACUGUGCUGGCAGCACGCAGCAGGUCUCGUCACAGGCGACAGGGAGGGCCCUCCCCCGAGCUGCCCCACACACGUGGUCGCUUCCCGCUCCACCGCAAGCGCACUCCGCAGACGGCCGUGUCCGGGGCUGUGCUGGCAGCACGCAGCAGGUCUCGUCACAGGCGACAGGGAGGGCCCUCCCCCGAGCUGCCCCACACACGUGGUCGCUUCCCGCUCCACCGCAAGCGCACUCCGCAGACGGCCGUGUCCGGGACUGUGCUGGCAGCACGCAGCAGGUCUCGUCACAGGCGACAGGGAGGGCCCUCCCCCGAGCUGCCCCACACACGUGGUCGCUUCCCGCUCCACCGCAAGCGCACUCCGCAGACGGCCGUGUCCGGGACUGUGCUGGCAGCACGCAGCAGGUCUCGUCACAGGCGACAGGGAGGGCCCUCCCCCGAGCUGCCCCACACACGUGGUCGCUUCCCGCUCCACCGCAAGCGCACUCCGCAGACGGCCGUGUCCGGGGCUGUGCUGGCAGCACGCAGCAGGUCUCGUCACAGGCGACAGGGAGGGCCCUCCCCCGAGCUGCCCCACACACGUGGUCGCUUCCCGCUCCACCGCAAGCGCACUCCGCAGACGGCCGUGUCCGGGACUGUGCUGGCAGCACGCAGCAGGUCUCGUCACAGGCGACAGGGAGGGCCCUCCCCCGAGCUGCCCCACACACGUGGUCGCUUCCCGCUCCACCGCAAGCGCACUCCGCAGACGGCCGUGUCCGGGACUGUGCUGGCAGCACGCAGCAGGUCUCGUCACAGGCGACAGGGAGGGCCCUCCCCCGAGCUGCCCCACACACGUGGUCGCUUCCCGCUCCACCGCAAGCGCACUCCGCAGACGGCCGUGUCCGGGGCUGUGCUGGCAGCACGCAGCAGGUCUCGUCACAGGCGACAGGGAGGGCCCUCCCCCGAGCUGCCCCACACACGUGGUCGCUUCCCGCUCCACCGCAAGCGCACUCCGCAGACGGCCGUGUCCGGGACUGUGCUGGCAGCACGCAGCAGGUCUCGUCACAGGCGACAGGGAGGGCCCUCCCCCGAGCUGCCCCACACACGUGGUCGCUUCCCGCUCCACCGCAAGCGCACUCCGCAGACGGCCGUGUCCGGGGCUGUGCUGGCAGCACGCAGCAGGUCUCGUCACAGGCGACAGGGAGGGCCCUCCCCCGAGCUGCCCCACACACGUGGUCGCUUCCCGCUCCACCGCAAGCGCACUCCGCAGACGGCCGUGUCCGGGGCUGUGCUGGCAGCACGCAGCAGGUCUCGUCACAGGCGACAGGGAGGGCUCUCCCCCGAGCUGCCCCACACACGUGGUCGCUUCCCGCUCCACCGCAAGCGCACUCCGCAGACGGCCGUGUCCGGGACUGUGCUGGCAGCACGCAGCAGGUCUCGUCACAGGCGACAGGGAGGGCCCUCCCCCGAGCUGCCCCACACACGUGGUCGCUUCCCGCUCCACCGCAAGCGCACUCCGCAGACGGCCGUGUCCGGGGCUGUGCUGGCAGCACGCAGCAGGUCUCGUCACAGCCGACAGGGAGGGCCCUCCCCCGAGCUGCCCCACACACGUGGUCGCUUCCCGCUCCACCGCAAGCGCACUCCGCAGACGGCCGUGUCCGGGGCUGUGCUGGCAGCACGCAGCAGGUCUCGUCACAGGCGACAGGGAGGGCCCUCCCCCGAGCUGCCCCACACACGUGGUCGCUUCCCGCUCCACCGCAAGCGCACUCCGCAGACGGCCGUGUCCGGGACUGUGCUGGCAGCACGCAGCAGGUCUCGUCACAGGCGACAGGGAGGGCCCUCCCCCGAGCUGCCCCACACACGUGGUCGCUUCCCGCUCCACCGCAAGCGCACUCCGCAGACGGCCGUGUCCGGGGCUGUGCUGGCAGCACGCAGCAGGUCUCGUCACAGGCGACAGGGAGGGCCCUCCCCCGAGCUGCCCCACACACGUGGUCGCUUCCCGCUCCACCGCAAGCGCACUCCGCAGACGGCCGUGUCCGGGACUGUGCUGGCAGCACGCAGCAGGUCUCGUCACAGGCGACAGGGAGGGCCCUCCCCCGAGCUGCCCCACACACGUGGUCGCUUCCCGCUCCACCGCAAGCGCACUCCGCAGACGGCCGUGUCCGGGGCUGUGCUGGCAGCACGCAGCAGGUCUCGUCACAGGCGACAGGGAGGGCCCUCCCCCGAGCUGCCCCACACACGUGGUCGCUUCCCGCUCCACCGCAAGCGCACUCCGCAGACGGCCGUGUCCGGGACUGUGCUGGCAGCACGCAGCAGGUCUCGUCACAGGCGACAGGGAGGGCCCUCCCCCGAGCUGCCCCACACACGUGGUCGCUUCCCGCUCCACCGCAAGCGCACUCCGCAGACGGCCGUGUCCGGGACUGUGCUGGCAGCACGCAGCAGGUCUCGUCACAGGCGACAGGGAGGGCCCUCCCCCGAGCUGCCCCACACACGUGGUCGCUUCCCGCUCCACCACAAGCGCACUCCGGACUCGGGCAACAUCGAACGCCAACUCUUCACGUCCUUCCUCCGGCACUGA